Phyllotreta striolata is the source of this 1893-nucleotide messenger RNA. The record is from the annotation of a GenBank genome assembly. Lineage: Eukaryota; Metazoa; Arthropoda; Insecta; Coleoptera; Chrysomelidae.
AAAAUAAAGAAAGAAGAUUAUGAAUUGACAUAUGACAGUUGUCAAUAAAUUUUGGCUGGCUGGAAUUUGGAUUUGGAAUUUAUUGAUUAUCCCCUAAAUUAAAUAUGGCUACAAAUUUAUCUCGAACAUCGCUCCUAAGAAUCAUCAACGCAAGGGGCUAUGCAGCCCUUCCGCAUCCACUUUCUGGCAUUCCGAACGCAGAAGUAAAAAGUACAGUUCUCCCCAACAAAACUGUUGUCGCUGCUGUUGAUAACAAUGCGUCCCUCACCAGAGUUUCAAUCGUAUUCAGGGCUGGAAGUCGUAACGAAGAUCCCGAGAAUUUAGGCGUAGCUCACGUUUUGAGGACGGCCGCUGGUCUGAGUACGAAAAACUGUUCGCAAUUCGCCAUUAUCCGCAACAUCCAGCAAGUCGGAGCCAAUUUAACGGCCACAUCUGAUAGAGAAACUAUCUGCUACACGCUGGAAGGUACCCCGGAGGCUGUGGAAUGCGCUUUACCAUUCUUAACCGAAGUAGCCACCCAGCAAGAAUUUAGACCUUGGGAAGUUUCCGAUUUGUCCAGUAGAUUGCAGUUGGAUAUUGCUACAAGACCAUUGCAGUUGAGAGCUAUCGAUUUACUGCACAAUGCUGCUUUUAGAGGACGCGGUUUGGGUAAUUCUCUGUUUAUUCCGAAAACUCAAAUUGGUAAAAUUUCGUCCGAAACUCUGCAACAUUACGUUUGCUCAAACUUCAAAAGCGGACGUAUGGCGGUCGUAGGUUCAGGAAUCAGUCAAAAGGAGUUGACGUCUUUUGCUAACUCUUUGAAAAUAGAAAAUGGUGAAGGCGAUAACACCCCAUCUCCUUACAAAGGAGGCGAACUAAGAUCGAACAAAGGUGGUCAACUAGCAUUUAUUGCUGUAGCAGGAGAAGGUGCUGCUCUCAAAAACAGCAAGGAAGCUCUCGCUUUUGCUGUACUACAAGGAGCCCUUGGAGGAGGCCCCCAGGUUAAACACGGAAUUACAGACAGCGGUGUCUUCAGGAAGGCUCUUGGAAAUAGCCCUGACGUUAGUUCCGUAGCCAUAAACGCGAGUUACUCUGACACAGGUCUCUUUGGGCUUCUACUGGCCGUUCCGACGAAGUCGGCAAGAAGUGCUCUAGAAACCGCUGUUAAAGUACUCAAGAGUGGAACAGUCUCCGAUGAAGAUGUCACCAGAGGUAAAAAUCAAUUGAAAGCAUCGAUCCUCUUCAGUGCUGAAAGUGGGGCAGAUAUUGUAAGAACUAUUGGACAAGAAGCUAUUUUGACGCAAAAAGUUACAAGUACUAGUGCACUUUUGGCUCAAGUAGAUUCUGUUUCUACCAGUGAUGUCGCAAAUGCUCUUAAGAAAGCAGGCCAGAAACUAUCAUUAGCAUCUGUUGGAAACUUAGCUGGAGUACCCUUUUUAGAUGAACUAAAGUAAUUUUUUGUACAUUCUAUUUUUAUUUAUUGUAAUAAGCGAGUUUGAAUGGCAUCAUGCGAAAGCAUUUUGUUAAUAACAAUGUUAAAAUAAAGUAUUACCUAAGUUUCAUUAAUUUCCCUGUAUAAAAUAGGCAAUAAAUUGAAGAAAAAAUAUUAUUAAACGCUCAAGCAACAUUAAAUUGGACAAAUGUGGGUUCCAUUAACACAACUUUAACAAAUUAGAUUUAUUAUAUAAUAAAGAUAUGUUUGAUACGUUUACAAUUACGUGAAAUAUAAACGAAAUAAAUGCUUUGAUAUUAAACUUGACUUACACACUAACGACAAUUAUAAUGCUAAUGAAUAGUAAAAUUAUUGUAAUCCAAUAUGCACAUGUUUUAUCUUUUCUAUCAACUACACUUACAUGCCUCGUUUCAUCCCUAACGUUUGCAUCUGUUCGAAUGAUUUGCGUAUCCAAAUCAUCC